Messenger RNA from Bradysia coprophila, 3500 nucleotides. RefSeq lists its product as uncharacterized. Gene Ontology annotation, molecular function: protein binding. The record is from RefSeq and is a predicted model, not a curated record. NCBI's taxonomy places the organism in Eukaryota, Metazoa, Arthropoda, Insecta, Diptera, Sciaridae.
GUCAGAAAAUAGAUUGAAUUUUAAUUGUUACAGUUUGAAACGCAGUUUCUACACAACAAUGACAUUCAUUUUUUGAAAGUGGUAAUAGUUGAACAUCGAGAUAUUUCAUCGCAAACUCAAUGAGCACUCUAUUUACAUUUCACUAAAGGUAAUGCCGAAAAAGAACUAUACGAACUAUAUAGGAACUAUACACUAUUAUUUUGCUCGAUGAGAUAUUAUAUGGCGCGAUCGGUUAUGUUUCCGCACAGGAGAAGUUGACAUUAUAUAACAACGGAGAGAGCAGAUAUCCUGCUUUACCAUUCAUUUUCGAAGUCCAUUGAAGUAGUGCUGAAGUCAACCUACAACCAAUUCCAGCAAUGAAGCUUUGUGAAGCAAAUUUCAUUCGGAAUCAUAUUAUUGAAUUGAGUACAUUGACAAUCACGGAUCCUAUUUUGUUAGCCGAGUUGUACGAGAAGAAAUGCAUUAGUUCGGAGGAUACGGAAAGAUUGGAGCACUGUGUUCUUCCAACUGAAAAAUCUCGUUUGUUAUACGAAACGAUCACAGAAUCGAAAGGUUCCAAUACCAUUCAAAAGCUUAUCAAUAUUCUAUCCGAUUUAAAACAAAGCGGAGCAGUAGAAAAGCUGAAAAAUUAUUCAUGCGGUAGAUGUGCACGUCGUGAAGUAGAAUGUCUGCCAGACGGGGCACUGGAAUUCGGAGUACCUUCACAAGUGAGUACUUUCACUGGGCGUUUAGAUGAGCUCCAGCGAUUACACAAAUUGAUACAACGCCCUUCUUCAAAAGUGACAGUCGUUUCGCAAGCCACAACUGUCAGUGGCCUGGGUGGAAUCGGAAAAACUGGGUUGGCUAUUGAAUAUGUCAAAACGUAUUCCACGCAUUACCAAGGAAACAUCUUGUGGAUCAAUGCAGACAGUGCUGAUGAAGUCCGGAAAUGUUAUCGUUCGCUUGCUCAACGUUUACAGAUUUCUCUUGUAGACAGAAGUGGAGAGACUCGUGAUAUUACACAAGUUAAGGAAGACAUCUAUGCCAGAUUUGUGGGAUGCGAGUGUCUUUUCGUUUUUGACAACUGUCCUGAUCCCGUAUUCGUCGCAAAGGAGUGUAUACCAGAUACAUUCCUACCAUCAUUUUGCACUCUACCAAAGUUUUUGCUGACGUCCAGAAAUCAGGAAUGGGAUCGUGAUAUCGGCGUCCUGCUAUUGGACGAGAUGAAACCGGAAGAAGCUGAAACUUUGAUUAUGAAACGAUUGUGCCUUCAAGAGAGUAACGAGGAUAUCCGUCUAUUAGCACAACUUCUACAAUACUUUCCACUGGCCAUUCAUCAAGCAACGGCGUACAUUUAUGACCAGCAGCGAAAUCACGAUAAUUACACAAUUGAUAGCUACAUGAAUGACUUUAAGAGUAAGUCAGCGAUGCUGUUGGAUACACCGAUUUUGGGAAUCGACAAUAAAUACAAGAAAACUACUUUUACAACUUGGCAAAUCUCGUUUGAAGAAAUUCGAAACGUCCCUACGGCGGCAAACAUAUUGCAUAUGAUGGCAUAUAUGGCUCCGGAUAAUGUUAACAGAGAAAUAUUUUGCUGUCUAUUCCCUCGCGAUGGUGACGUUGCUAAUUCCGUUAAGCUUAUUUGCAAAUACUCGUUACUAAAAGGGGAACAAAAACAGGCUGUAUUGAGCAUUCAUCGUCUAGUUCAAGAAGUGAUUCGACUGCAAUUAGAAAGCAAACAAGAGAGUGAAGCUGUGCUUGAGAUGUGCUUGAAAUUAUUGACGAACACAAAUCUUAGUGAAACAAACCAUCCAUUUUUGAUCUGGGGAAGGUCGGCAAAAUUUGGGUCUUUGAUUGAACAGUUUUAUGAAUCGUCCACUGCCGCGAUGGAGAGAAAAUUGACACCACUACAUAUUUUAUCACAAGGUGGAGAUUGUGAAGGUGUCUAUCACAUUUUAAAUUAUUUUCGGUUAAAAGGCAGACGAGAUGAAAAAGACAGGUUAGACUGCUACGGAAGAACGCCGCUGAUACUUGCCUGUGAACAAGGCCACGUUCAGGUUGUAAAGAUUUUGUUGGAAAAUCAAGCCAGAACCGAUAUCAUGGCCCAAUCGGUUCGUCAGAGAAAGACAUUCGCUCCGAAAAAUGCUGGUAGAACUGCAAUGCUGGCUGCGGUGAGAAGCCGAUCAUUGGAGACUGUGCAGCUGUUAAAAAAUAGUCACUGGGAUCCGAGCAAAGAAAGUGGCAUAUCACCUGCCGAGCUGGCAGCGAGUUAUGGAGAAAUGGAAAUGUGCAAAGAACUAUCCGGCAACAUAUCCGUCUACCUUUGCGCGAUGAUAAGCUCAAAGGGGAAAGAAAUGAAUGAUGUGAUGACCAGUGUGAGGAGGGAAAUUACUGUUUCUCCAAAAGAAAGAAGGUCAGAGAUCAUGAAAUACCCAGUUCGUGGCUCCACACUAGUUGCACACGCAAUAAUCAACGAUUAUCCAGAAGACUUUGUAUGGUUUUUAAUUGAGGAAGGAGGUGGAAUAGCAGAGGCUGAGAAGGUCACCCAAACACCGCUUGUGUGUUCCGUCUUCACCGGUCGUUUGGAUCUUGUUAAGUUUCUCAUUAAAAAUGGUUCCAAUGUGAACGUUAUCCACAAAGGUCUAACUUUAUUGCAUAUAGCAGCUCUUCGUGGCAAAGGUCCUGUUGUGAAAUUCCUUCUUGAAGAAAAUUUUGACAUUGAAAUUAGAUCCAGUGACAAUCUCACACCUUUACACUAUGCUGCCACCCAUGGCAGAGUAGAAGCCGUUGAAAUUUUGAUUGCAGCUGGGAGUGACUGUUCUGUUUCCAACAUUUUUAACCAGAGCCCACUUCACUGUGCAGCUAGCUAUAACCACUACUCCAUCGUCGAAAUGAUUCUUAAAGGUAUUCCAGAAGGCAAGAAAGAAGACGUAUGCACUCAAAUCGCUUCACAACCGUGUGACUGCACGAUAGUGCACUUGGCGGCUGCUUAUGACAAUGUCGAAUUCUUAUCUUAUCUUCUCGAGGAAUUGUGCAUGGAUGGAGAUGUUGACAAUGGACAUGGAAUUACUCCUCUUCACUUUGCGUGCAUUUUUGGAAGCUGGAAUGCGGUAAAUUAUCUUUGCAGGAAAAAAUCAGUUAACCUUCAACGAACAAUCAAACCAUCGGCCCUUCUUCAAAUUGCUUACGAUAAAAUGAUUGAAAGUGAAACGUCUUGGUCGAUCUAUGAGAAACUUUUGCUAAAAUGGUUAUAUUGCUACAGUCGUGUUAUUGACUUGUUUGUGGUAGUGACAGCUAGCGAAUUGGGAAAUGCCUUUUAUCCUGACUGCCCUCUACGGGAUGCGAAGCCUGGAUGGUUUUUGAAGAAAUUGUUGUCAUUUCACCAAGUCCGCAGCUCGGUGAGCAAUGUGCAGAGUAAAGUCGCAGAGUUUAAGCGAAGAAGAGCACGUAAUAAAACUGGUCGUUGAAUCUUAAAAUACCUGUACAAUUGGAUAAUGAAUAUAAAUCGACAUGUCAAAGAA